Entelurus aequoreus (snake pipefish) is the source of this 1548-nucleotide messenger RNA. RefSeq names its product cadherin-23-like. The annotation marks the transcript as partial. The transcript has 10 exons. NCBI's taxonomy places the organism in Eukaryota, Metazoa, Chordata, Actinopteri, Syngnathiformes, Syngnathidae. Gene Ontology annotation, molecular function: calcium ion binding. Gene Ontology annotation, cellular component: plasma membrane. Gene Ontology annotation, biological process: homophilic cell-cell adhesion. The record is from RefSeq and is a predicted model, not a curated record.
CAGGUGUCAAUCACCAUACUGGAUGAGAAUGACAACAGUCCAGAGUUUGACAUCACAUCUGACACUUCAGUGGACAUUUUGGAAAAUACCCCAAUGGGGAAGAAAGUGGCCGUGGUGCUCGGAAGAGAUCGAGAUGCUGGGCUUAAUGGGCUGGUCAACUUCUCGCUAGUCGCAGGCAAUAUGGAAGAUGUGUUUAAGAUCAAGACCGUGAAUCACACCUACGGGGAGGUCUAUGUCAAUGCUCCGCUGGACAGAGAGUCUGUGGAUCGCUACCUGCUUAAGGUGCGAGCCAUCGACAACGGCUCCCCUCCCAGACACACGGACCAUUCCCUCACAAUCAACAUCCUCGACGUCAACGACAACGCACCUGUUGUUGAGAGUCCACGAGGCUACAACGUCAGCAUAAGCGAGAAUGUCGGAGGAGGAACAUCGGUCCUGCGUGUGAUGGCUACCGACUGGGACACGGGCCCUAAUGCCAUGCUGUUUUAUUACAUCACUGCCGGAAACCAAGACCUGACCUUCCGCAUGGACCGCAUGACAGGAGAGAUGGUGACACGCCCGGCCCCUCCCGACCGAGAGCGCCAGCAGGAGUACCAGCUCAUCGUGACUGUGGAGGACGACGGCACGCCUCCUCUGUCGACCUCCACCACCAUCAACGUUCUCAUUGUGGAUGAGAAUGACAACGCUCCGGAAUUUCCUGAGGAGGAGUACGUCACGGUGCUGAGUGAGGGUCCAGACACGGUGGGCGCCACAAUCGCCACAGUAACAGCCAUCGACCCUGAUGAGGAUCUGAACGGCACCUUGAGAUACGCCAUAACUCAUGGCAACCUGGGCCAAACCUUUCACAUCAACAGCAUCUCGGGGAGGAUUACAGCUGUGAAGGAGCUGGACUUUGAGAUCAGUCAUGGCCACUAUGCAUUGGUGGUGACGGCGACAGAUCAAUCGCCAAAUCCUGCUUUUCGUUUGACAUCUAGCACAACGGUGCUGGUGAACGUCUUAGACGUGAAUGACGUGACACCCACCUUCCCCAGAGCCUAUGAGGGCCCCUUUGAAGUGACUGAGGGCCAACCGGGUCCUCGGGUCUGGACACUCAGAGCCAGUGAUGAAGACUCGGGACUGAAUGGCAAAGUGGAGUACAGCAUCACUGCUGGAGAUAAUCAAAAUGAGUUCAUGGUUUCUCCCGUCGAGGGGGACCUCCGAGUGAGGAAGGAUAUCGAGUUGGACAGAGAGACCACCGCCUUUUACAACAUCACUGUCACAGCUCGAGACCUGGGCACUCCAUCACGCAACAGCUCGGUUGUAGUGGGGGUUCAGGUCCGAGAUAUAAACGACAAUGACCCUGUCCUCCUAAACCUGCCUUACAACACCAGUGUGAGCGAGGGCGCUUCUAUACAUACAUCUGUGGCCCGAGUCCGGGCUAGAGAUGCAGACAGUGGGCGCAAUGCACUGCUCUCCUACAACAUUACUGCUGGCAACCAGGAUGGAGCCUUCUACAUCAACGACACAUGUGCCUAUCGUGCGAUUUGGGAGACAGCAAAGGGGACGUGA